Pyrgilauda ruficollis (rufous-necked snowfinch) is the source of this 2829-nucleotide messenger RNA. It is a transcript of the gene ACTG2, whose product is annotated as actin gamma 2, smooth muscle. NCBI's taxonomy places the organism in Eukaryota, Metazoa, Chordata, Aves, Passeriformes, Passeridae. The record is from RefSeq and is a predicted model, not a curated record. Bases 1585 to 2715 code for a protein of 376 amino acids. The transcript has 9 exons.
GGGAUGGUCGGCACAUGGGGAAGGGGAGGGGAAGGGGCUGGAGCUGCCCUCCCACCCGGCGUGCAAACAUCGCCGCGGCUCUGUGUCUGGCACACAUGGACGGGAUUAUCCAGCUGCGUUUUCUCCUCCCGUGCCCCUCCUUUUCCCGGAGCUCUCGGUGGGGCGGGGUCGCCUCGGGGGGAUCCGCUCCUUUGGGGCUGCCGCGUUUGCGUGACGAGCGCUGCUCCAGCUUUUCCCCAGUCGCUUUUGGGAACAGGCUGGCCCCGGGCCGGGAGGGAUAAGGGGGGCCUUUAGGGCAUCUCGGGGAACUCGUUUGCAGCCCUAAUUAAUUAGCCGUGCUCGGGAGGGGGUGCAGUUGCCGUGGUGUUCAUCCCGCAGCUCCUCGCCCCGGGGCAGCGUGGGGACACCGAGUGGAAAAUCACAUCCUGCAAAGCAGCAACUCCUUCACAUCCGUGGGGAUUCAUCCCAGCUCCUCAUCCCUGCAGCUCUCAGGUGUCAGCUGGCCACCACUUUUGUGCUGUCCCAGUGGCUGGUAAACCUUCCCAGGGAAUUUUCCAGGAGCAGGGAAUUGCUCAGGUCAGGGUCUGCUGCCGCCUCGCUCCCAGCCCUGCUCCCUGAGCUCCCGCCUCUUUCAUCCCAUUUUUUCCCCCCAGGUCCCUGAAUCCUCACUUUGUGUCUCACUGAAUGUCGAUAUCCAGGCCCUGCUGCCCAGCCUGGCUCUCCAGCUGUGCCAGCUGUGACUGUCACACCUUAAAACCACCCAAACCUGGAUUUGGGAGGAGCUGAGAAGAUAAACCAGGCUCAGCAGUGAUUUAUUGGCUGUGUUCGGGGGGAUCCCGGCGGCAGGGAGCGACGAGCGAUGCUUAUCUCCCCCUGAGCAGAGGGAACUCAUCCAGAUCUCUUUUUUUUCACGCCUUUCCCGUCCUCAGCAGCAUCCCCGGAGCUCCCAGGGUGAACAUUCCCCCCGAGGGCGGUGCCGGCACCGGGAUUUGGGAAAGGCAGCGGCCGGGCCGGGCUCGUCCCCCGCCGGUGCCGGGGGAUGCCUGGCGUUCCUGCGAGCAUCCCGGGCCCGCUGGAUUGGCUGCGGGGGCCAAACCUUGCCUUUUUAGGCUGCGCCUGGCUCCGGCUCGGGGCUGAGCUCGGGGAUGCCCCGGCCGUGGGGCAGCCCCAGCCCCGGGGAUGAGUGCUGGGGCUGCUCGGGGGUCUCGGGCUUUGGGAAUGGCCGGGGAGGGGGGAUCCUGCCUGCACACGGGGCUCUCCAGCUGCUGCCUCCAUCGCCCCCUCUGCCCUCCCCACUCUGUGGCUUUGGGGUGUGAUUCAUUUUAAUAUGUAAUUCAUUUUAAUUUGUAAUUCAUUUUAAAGGGUUUUUUUUUUGCGUGUCAUCUAUGGCAGCCUCUCGCCUUGGUGACCUCGUGUUUGGCGGGGACCCAGCCGGGCUGGAGAGCGGAUCCGCCUCUGAGGUUCCUGGGGCUCGCUGGUAUUUAUACCCACGGCUCAUCGGGGCUCGGUCCCAGAGGAAAGGAGCUCUCUCGCCUCCGUGCUUUUCCCCCAGGUCCCCCCAGCACCGAGCGCUGCCACCCCGCCAUGUGCGACGAGGAAACCACGGCCCUGGUGUGCGACAACGGCUCCGGCCUCUGCAAGGCCGGCUUCGCCGGCGACGAUGCCCCCCGCGCCGUCUUCCCCUCCAUCGUGGGGCGGCCCCGGCACCAGGGUGUCAUGGUGGGCAUGGGGCAGAAGGACAGCUACGUGGGCGACGAGGCGCAGAGCAAGAGGGGCAUCCUGACGCUCAAGUACCCCAUCGAGCACGGCAUCAUCACCAACUGGGAUGACAUGGAGAAGAUCUGGCACCACUCCUUCUACAACGAGCUGCGUGUGGCCCCCGAGGAGCACCCCACCCUGCUCACCGAGGCACCCCUCAACCCCAAGGCCAACCGGGAGAAGAUGACCCAGAUCAUGUUUGAAACCUUCAACGUCCCCGCCAUGUACGUCGCCAUCCAAGCCGUGCUCUCCCUCUACGCCUCCGGCCGCACCACCGGCAUCGUCCUGGACUCCGGGGACGGCGUCACCCACAACGUGCCCAUCUACGAGGGCUACGCCCUGCCCCACGCCAUCCUGCGUCUGGACCUGGCCGGCCGCGACCUCACCGACUACCUCAUGAAGAUCCUCACCGAGAGGGGCUACUCCUUCGUCACCACCGCCGAGCGGGAAAUCGUGCGCGACAUCAAGGAGAAGCUGUGCUACGUGGCGCUGGACUUCGAGAACGAGAUGGCCACGGCCGCCUCGUCCUCCUCGCUGGAGAAGAGCUACGAGCUGCCCGACGGGCAGGUCAUCACCAUCGGCAACGAGCGCUUCCGCUGCCCCGAGACGAUCUUCCAGCCCUCCUUCCUGGGCAUGGAGUCCUGCGGCAUCCACGAGACCACCUUCAACUCCAUCAUGAAGUGUGACGUGGACAUCAGGAAGGACCUGUAUGCCAACACCGUGCUGUCGGGGGGCACCACCAUGUACCCGGGCAUCGCCGACCGCAUGCAGAAGGAGAUCACGGCGCUGGCGCCCAGCACCAUGAAGAUCAAGAUCAUCGCCCCGCCGGAGCGCAAGUACUCGGUGUGGAUCGGCGGCUCCAUCCUGGCGUCCCUCUCCACCUUCCAGCAGAUGUGGAUCAGCAAACCCGAGUACGACGAGGCCGGACCCUCCAUCGUCCACCGAAAAUGCUUCUAAGCCCCCUCCCCGCCCCGCGGGGGCUCCCCGUGCCCAGGCUGGGGUGCCCCGCUCCUCCCCUGGCCCCGCUGCUCCUCCCCACCGCCCACCGUGCAUUAAAAAGCCUUUUCUCCA